Molecule: messenger RNA, 1089 nt
Organism: Exophiala aquamarina CBS 119918
Lineage: Eukaryota; Fungi; Ascomycota; Eurotiomycetes; Chaetothyriales; Herpotrichiellaceae
Exons: 2
Coding region: 1-1089 (362 amino acids)
Biological process (GO): polysaccharide catabolic process
Molecular function (GO): cellulase activity
Source: RefSeq, a predicted model, not a curated record
AUGUCCAACGUGCUGAAAUGGGUGUUGGCCUUGUCGCUGGCUCAAUGGGUCGCUGCGCAAUAUCAAAAUACCACUCUCUGCGGCCAGAGCGACUUCUAUAACUCGACUCUCGUCCCCUACUCCUUUAACAACAAUGCCUGGGGAGACAACGGUCAAGGCUACUCGUGCCUGCGCAUUUACGACGAUGAUACCGCCUUUUCUGUCACGUAUCAGUGGUCAGGAGACGCCUCCACGGUCAAAGGAUUUCCAUACAUGAAAGCAGACCCCUCACGCCUACCGGUCCAGCUAUGGAAUGUUUCCUCCCUCGAAUUCGCUGCGCAGUGGCGUACAUAUGUGAAAGGAUCCGAGAACUGGUCAGAGGAAGAGCAGGCGAUCGCCAUGGACAAUACAGGUCUACGAGUGAACGUUGCCGUCGAUAUGUUCCUCUCAGACAAUGCAGAAAACUCCACGGGUCUAGGACCUCCGAUUGAGAUAAUGAUCUGGCAGUGGUUCACCCCUACCGUCCUGCCGUUGGGGCAUGCCGAGUCCACCCCAGAGAAGGACACAGUCGAGAUUGCAGGCACGAAUUACAGCCUCUACCACGGCUGGAAUCAACAGGGCCAACACGUAUUCUCCUGGCUGCCCCACCAGAACCUGACAAGUCUCGACACCGACUAUUCUCCUCUGUUGAGAUACAUAUGGGAACAAGGUCUCCUUUCCGGUGCGCUGUACAUGGGACAGCUGGAGUUCGGGACUGAGGUCAUGCACGCUGGACAGGAAACCACUUUCGAAGCGCGGAAUCUUACCUUGAAGAUCACCAGAGACGGGGAUCCAGAUGCUCCUCCGAAACCAACCACGACAACUUCAUCUGCAACAACGUCCAGAACCUCGGCUCCUCGUACAUCGAGCUCAACUACUGUUUCCUCGACGACUAGUGCGACUAUCACAUCUGCCAGUGAUGCUACCGGUGCGACUUCUACCGCCAAUAUUGCUCCAUCUGUCUCGCCACUAGGGACAUCUCGUGGAAAUUCGGGGUUGUUCAUCAUUGCAUUGUCUCUGGCUAUUCUACCGCUGACAAUGUUAUAUAAAUUAAUAGAUAAUGCAUUAUGA